AUGAAAUAUAAAGUUGAUGAUUCAAAGUUAUUCAAAGAUUAUUAUGAAGGUUGUAUACGCAUUGCAUUUUCAUCGAAUGAUGAUCAAUUAUUGUAUAGUGCAGGAUUACCAGAUUUAAAUUUGCCUGUGUGGUAUAUACUGUCGACAUCAGUGGAUGAACAACACGGUUAUCUAAGUAUUGAUGUCGCUUCAAGAACGCAUAUUCUUGCAACUGGUUUAGUAAAUGGUGAAGUAUGGUUAUAUAAUGUACAGAAUAUGUCUACACCAAUUCAUUGUAUCUCUAUUGGAUCAGGUAAUCAUUCUAUUCGUCUACUUUCAUUCUCAUCCACUUUACGAGCUGAUCUAAAUGACGUAGGCUUUAUUAAUAAUAAUAAUAAUAAUACAUUAUGCAAUUUAUCAACUUCUCAAAUAACCAAUAAAAAUUCUUACAGUACAUCAAUGAAUAGUACUCACCUAACAUGUAGUAAUAGCCAAAUUCGUCAACCUUUAAGCGAAUUAACUAAUACAAUACAACAAAAACAACGGGAAAAACAGAACAGUCUAAAUCACUAA
This is a messenger RNA of Trichobilharzia regenti, 552 nucleotides long. NCBI's taxonomy places the organism in Eukaryota, Metazoa, Platyhelminthes, Trematoda, Strigeidida, Schistosomatidae. The record is from the annotation of a GenBank genome assembly.